CCCCGAAUUCAGGCGAGCCAGUCAGGCCCCCAAGAAUUAUCAUCGGAUCACACCCUCUUCUCCAAUGCCGAUGGUAUGAAGGUAGCCAAGUCGUGCAGUCAAUGCCGCGUAGCCAAACGGAAGUGUACGCCAGAUCCUAUCCGCGAUGGUCGCUGUCUACAAUGUUCCACCAGACAUCAAUCUUGCUCAUGGUCUGCCACUCGAAACACGAAACCUCUGUUGCUUCCUGUUGAUUCUCCAUCCCCUAAUCCCCUAGUGCGGGUAGUGACGAUAGAAGAUGACGUUCGCGACGAGCUCGUGGAUUUGUAUCUGAAGCUCAUACACGAUAAGCCUCACACGCUUUUCCAUCCGUCACAUCUAAAAUCCCGGAUACGCAAUGGGUCUUUAGCGAAAGGAACCCUCUAUAGUAUCUUGGCGCUGGCAGCUCGAUUCUCCACGGCCCAAGGGACAAGGGAACGGACCAAGCAUCUCUUCUUCCAGUCAGCCAAAGACCGUGUGAAAAUGUCAGUUGACGAUAUCUCUCUAGAUACUAUCCAUGCCACCAUCCUCAUAGGGAAUAUCUGUGGAUCCGAGGGUGAUUCCAGUGGUGAGGCGUUAUAUUUCGGGAUCGCAUUUAGAAUGGCACAGAUUCUUCGUCUUCCUGAGCCGUCGCUAGACGACGAUGAAGUUAUGAGAGAAAGCAGACUUCGUACUUGGUGGUCACUAUACAUGAUCGACCAAUGGUCCUCAGCUGGUUUAAAUAUCCCCCGUCAGAUCCAAGACAGUAACCAAUUUCAAUUGCCCAUGUCUGAGUUGGACUUUCAUAGCCUGGCUCCUGGACAGCCGGUUGACAAUGUGUCACAGAUCACCAGGCCUGGUCUCUGGGGUUAUAUGAUUAUUCUGGUACGAGUGUUCGGUCAGAUACAACAUCUGCAUCUGCAGCUCGCCGAUGGCACGUUGGGCAAUUCUGGUAUAGAGACUUCUACUCGUCAGUUAGCCUCUAAGUUUGAGACCUUUAUUCAAAGCCUACCCUCCGGGCUCCAGCUCACCACGGAAAACAUGGAAACGCAUGCUAGGCUCGGUAUCGGGCAAGCCUUUAUUGCUCUCCACCUGGGUUAUCACCACUAUGCUACCCUCUUGUAUUUCCCGUAUCUCGGCUCUCAGUUGACUCAUAUCCUUGAUCGGAAGCUCUUUGCCACACGAUGCAAGUACCACGCGGCGGCCUUCAGCGACCUCUUGAGGUCGUCCAAUGAAACAAAGGGAUGCGAAGCUGUAUACUUCAUCGUCGCUCAUAUGACAGUGAUAUCAUCUUCCGCGCUUCUUCAUACACUACUCUUCGGCCAAGAGGAUGAGUUAUUUGACACCAAAAGGAGGUUAUAUUACAACUUUCAGAUUUUACUGCGACUAAAGGCCUAUUGGAGAGGCGUGGGCAUGAUGGUGAGUCUCCAGCAUAAGUCAGCCGUAUUUCGUCAAGCAGCUCUCUAA
Molecule: messenger RNA, 1464 nt
Organism: Aspergillus bombycis
Lineage: Eukaryota; Fungi; Ascomycota; Eurotiomycetes; Eurotiales; Aspergillaceae
Product: Zn(II)2Cys6 transcription factor
Exons: 3
Biological process (GO): regulation of DNA-templated transcription; DNA-templated transcription
Cellular component (GO): nucleus
Molecular function (GO): DNA-binding transcription factor activity, RNA polymerase II-specific; DNA binding; zinc ion binding
Source: RefSeq, a predicted model, not a curated record